AUGCCAUCCCUCAGGACUUCGGAGCCCAGCAUCCUCAUCGGCCUCCAAUACCGCGGCCACCUCUCCCUAGGCGAGCACCGCGCCCGCCUCGGCUUCGCCGCCUACCACUGGAGCAUCGUCAUCACCCCCGCCACUGGCGCCCGCUCGGAGUUCCACCGCUUCGACGUCACCGACGGCAUCGUCCUCGACGACGCCGGCACGGACGUCAACCCGGACCGCGACUGGAUCUUCCGGCGGCAGACCAGCAGCUCUCUCCUCGAGAUCACGCGGUACCUGGGCGCCGUGCGGGUGGGGAAGAUCUGCGCCGGGCGGAUGGUGGAGGGCGAGGAGGAGGAGUUGAUGCGAUUCUUCGAGACGGUGCCGUUGCCGAGGAGGGAGAGCGCGGGGGAGGGGGAGGGGGAGGAGGAGGAGGGGCCGAAGGAGAAUUGCGUUACUUGGGCGCGCUCUGCUUUGAAGGCGUUGGACGCCGCGGCGUGGUGCCGGCUUGCGGAGCAGCCGCUGGAUUUAGACGCGCUGAUGGAGUUUGCGCUGAGGCACGGCGAUACGCGGAUUGGGGAUCUGGUGACGACGCCGGAUGUGGUAGACUAUGCGAGGGGAGAGAAUAAGCGAGGGGGUGCGGUUGGGGCGCUGGUUGGGUAUGUAAAGAGGCUCAGAGGUUCUUCAUGA
Messenger RNA from Lasiodiplodia theobromae, 666 nucleotides. RefSeq names its product Serine threonine protein kinase. The record is from RefSeq and is a predicted model, not a curated record. The transcript has a single exon. The coding region runs from base 1 to 666 and encodes 221 amino acids. NCBI's taxonomy places the organism in Eukaryota, Fungi, Ascomycota, Dothideomycetes, Botryosphaeriales, Botryosphaeriaceae.